Messenger RNA from Dromiciops gliroides (monito del monte), 6408 nucleotides. Its product is annotated as nascent polypeptide-associated complex subunit alpha, muscle-specific form-like. The record is from RefSeq and is a predicted model, not a curated record. The transcript is spliced from 11 exons. NCBI's taxonomy places the organism in Eukaryota, Metazoa, Chordata, Mammalia, Microbiotheria, Microbiotheriidae. Bases 1 to 6408 code for a protein of 2135 amino acids.
AUGGAAGCUCCUUUCUCAGGCCAAGAGGCAAUAAGCAAAUCUGUACAAUAUCCUUCUGUCUCAGGCACCACUGCAACAACAGACGUCUCACAACCUCAACUUUCCUCCACCAGUCUACAUUCAAUUAGUGAAUCAAUGGAAGCUCCUUUCCUACGUUCAGUUAGUGAAUCAAUGGAAGCUCCUCUGUCAGACCAAGGGCCAACAAGCAAAUCUGUACAAUAUCCUUCUGUCUCAGGCACUACUGCAACAACAGAAGUCUCACAACCUCAGCCUUCCUCCACCAGCCUACAUUCAGAAAAAUUUGCAGAGAAGGAAAGCAUCCAGUCUCCUACCCCAAGUUUACAGACAGAAUCCAGCCAAGCUUCCCUUCCAUCUAGGAAAAUAUCACUGAGCAAAACUAUGAAAUAUCCUUCUUUCUCAGGUACAAGUAUAUAUCCUGUGGAAAGCUCACAGGGAGAACCUAUACAAGGUGCAGAUAUCUAUGAAUUGAAAUUAACAGGAGAAUCUAUGGAUAUUUUCAUUAUUUCUGGGACAAGUUCAACAAGGGAAUCCUUACAAGUCCCUCUUCCUUCCAUUUCACCUUCUACAAAAGAACCUGAAGAGGAAGCUCUUCAGUUAUCUAGCUCAAGGUCUGCAGAAGAAUAUGCAGAGACUGAGAUGGUCCAGUCUCCUACCCCAAGAGAAUCAUUUGAAGUUCCCUUUCUUUCCACGUCACCAUCUUCACAAGGAGCUCCAGAAGGUCUUGAGUCAUCUGACUUGCUAUCUCCAGAACAAUUUGCAGAGCAUGAUGUCCAAUCUCCUACUCCAAGUUCACAAACAGAAUCCAAACAAGGAAUCUCUCCUUCUAGAAAAAUAUCACUGAACGAAGCUAUACAAUAUCCCUCUUUCUCAGGCACAAGGGUUUAUUCUGUUGAAAGCUUAUGGAAAGAUUCCAUACAAGGUUCAGAUAUCUCUGUAUCAAAAACCUCAAGUGUUUUAUCUGCAACCAACUCAUGGAGAGAGUCAAUAAAUGGUCUGGAUUUCUGUGAAUCAAGUUUAUUGCAAGAAUCCUUGGAAUAUUCUGUUAUCUCUGGGCCAAGUUCAACCAGAGAAUCCUUAGAAAUUCCUCUUCUUUCCCCUUCAACUUCUUCAAAAGAAGCUACAGAAGGUCUUCAAUCACUUGGCUUCAAUUCUCUUGUACAAAUAACAGAGAAUGACAGUGUUCAGUAUGAAAAAGAGUCCAUACAUGGUCCAGCUUUUUCUGAGUUGACUUCAUUGAGAGAAUCAAGAAAAUCUUUGGAAUUUUCCAUUUUUUCUAGGCCAAGUUCAAUACAAGAGCUUUUAGAAGUCCCUCUCAUUUCCACUUCAAUUUCUUCAAAAGAAUCUCAAGAAGGACUACCAUCAUUGGGUUUAAGGACAACAGAAGAAUUAGGAGAGAAUGAGAGAUUUACAGAGAAUGAGAAUAUUCGGUCUAAUAGUCCACAUCCAGUCAGGGAAUCCAAACCAGGCUCUCCUCCACCCAGCCUUAUGUCACUGAAUAAGGGCAUACAAAUUCCUUCCUUCUCAGGCCAAAGGGCUUUGUCUGUGCCAACUUCAAGGAGAGAGUCCAUACAAGGUCUGGAUUUCUCUGAAACAAAUUCACUGCAAGAAUCUUUUGGCCUUCCUAUUAUCUCUAGGCCAAGAUCACCAUUACAAUCCUUAGACAUUCCUCUUCUUUUCACAUUACCUUCUUCCAAAGGAACCAUAGAAGGUCUUCAAUCAUCUGGCUUACAGUCUCCAGCAGAAUUUAUAAGAGAUGGUAAGAAUGAGAAUAUUCGGUCUAAUAGUCCACAUCCAGUCAGGGAAUCCAAACCAGGCUCUCCUCCACCCAGCCUUAUGUCACUGAAUAAGGGCAUACAAAUUCCUUCCUUCUCAGGCCAAAGGGCUUUGUCUGUGCCAACUUCAAGGAGAGAGUCCAUACAAGGUCUGGAUUUCUCUGAAACAAAUUCACUGCAAGAAUCUUUUGGCCUUCCUAUUAUCUCUAGGCCAAGAUCACCAUUACAAUCCUUAGACAUUCCUCUUCUUUUCACAUUACCUUCUUCCAAAGGAACCAUAGAAGGUCUUCAAUCAUCUGGCUUACAGUCUCCAGCAGAAUUUAUAAGAGAUGGUAGUUCUCGGUCAGCCAGCCCCAGUUCCCCGUGGGAAUCAGCACGGCCUUCCCCUGCUACCAGUCCUAGAUUAUUAAGUAAGACUUUUGCAUAUAGCUGUUUCUCUGGAGAAAGCAUAUCCCAACAUUCCAUGGAAGUUCCUGAUUUUUCUGUGCCAACUUCACAUAAAGAAUCAACACAGGCUUCUGCUUUAUCUGGUCCAAAUUCACUACGGGGAUCUUUUGAAUUUCCUGCUAUCUCUGAGUCAAGGUCAACAAGAGAAUCCUUAGUAGUUCCUUCUCUCUACAUCUCCAGUUCUUCAAGAGUAUCUACACAUGUACCUACUUCUUCUGGCCUAAAGUCACCAACAGAAAAUGGAGAGAGAGAGCGUGCUCAUUCUCCCAGUCCAAGCUCACCAAGGGGAAGUGCACAACCUUCUCCUAUUGCCAGCCCUAGACUGCUGAAAAAGCCCAUGCCAUCUCUUUACUCAGGAGCAGAUCCUCUAAAACAAUCAGUAGAUGGUCCCUCUUAUUCUGUAUCAAGUUCACGGAGAGAAUCAGUACAAAGUCAUGCUUUCGCUUCCACAAAUUCUCUGAAAGAGUCCUUUGAAUUUCCCGUUAUAUCCAGGCCAAGUUCAACAAGAGAAUCUUUAGAAGUUCCACCCUUUUCCAUUUCAAGUCCAUUGAGAGGAUCUACAGACUUUCUUCCUUCCUUUGGCGUAAGGUCCCCGGUAGAAUAUUCAGACAUCGAGAUUAUUCAUGCUCCCAGACAAAGUUCACCAAGAGGUUCUGGACAACUGUCUCCUGCCACCAGCCCUAGAUUACUGGAAAAAUCUCUUUUCCCAGAACCACUCGUACCAAAACAAUCCAUAGAAGUUCCUCCUUCUUUUACCUCAAAUUCACAGACAGAAUCCUCUGAAUUUCCAAUUUUUUCUGGAUCAAGUUCAAGAAGAGAAUCUGUAGAUGUUCCCCCUCUUUUCAUUUCAAGUUUAUCAAAAGGAGUAACAGAAGUUCUUCCUUCCUGUGACCUAAGGCCAUCACCAAAAUUCAAAGAUAACGAAAUUGUCUGUUACAACAGCCCGAGUUCACCAAAAGAAUCUGCACAACCUUCUUCUGCUGCCAGUUUUGGAUUAUCAAGUAAAUCUUUAUUAUUUCCUCCUUUCUUAGUACCAGGUGUAUCAAAACAGUCCAUUGAAGAUCUUGCUGCUUCUCCUACAGGUUCAGAAAGGGAACCCAUACAAGGCCCUGUUUUAUCCUCCCCAAAUUCACUGAAAGAAUCCACAGAUGUCCUCUCUGUUCCCAUUUUUAGUUUGUCGGGAGGGGCUGCCCAAGUUCUUCCUUCUUCUGCUGUGAAGGUGUCAGUACAAUUGGAAGAGACUGAAAGUCUCUGUUCUUUUUCCUCAAGUUUCCCAAGAGAAUCUGCACACUCUUCCCCUCCUAUCAGUCCUAGAUUAUCAAGGAAAUCAUCACCUCUUCCCCCCUUUUCAGGAACAGCUGCACCAAAGCAAUCCAUGGAAGGGUCUCCUUCCAUCUCAAGUUCUAGGCGGGAAUCUACACAAGGACCUACUGUUUUUGUCCCAAACUCCCUGAGUAAGUCCUUUGAUUUUCUAAUUUUCUCUGGACCAAGAACAGUGAGAGAAUCACUGGACAUUCCCCCUCUUUCCACUUCAGUUUCCUUGAAAGGUUCUGCAGACAUUCUUUCUUCUUCUUCUGGCCCAAGGGCACCAAUAGAAUAUUCAGAGAGGGAGACUUCCCAUUCCCCAAAGUCAAGUUCACCAAGGGAGCCUACACAAGUUUCCCCUACAACCAGCCCAAAUUUAGUGAGAAGACUUCCUUCUUUAUCCCCUCAAGUUUCUCUUACCUCUAAUCUCAGAUUAAGUAAAACCUUGCAUUCUCCUUCUUUCUCUGGACCAAGUGUUUCAAAACAAUCCGCAGAAGUACCUGCUUCUAUUUCAAGUUCAAGAAGAGAAUUAAUACAAGGUUCUGCUUACUCUAUUCCAAAUUCACUGAAAGAAUCCUUUGAAUUUCCCAUUUUUGCUGGACUAAGUUCAAUAAGAGAAUCUGUAGAAGUUCCUCCUCUUUCUACUUCAAGUUCAUUGAGAGGACCUACAGAUGUUAUUCCUUCCACUGUCAUGAGGCUUCCAAUAGAAUAUUCUGAGUGUGAAUGUGCCUUUUCUGCUAGCCCAAGUUCACCAAGAGAAUCCAAACAAGCUUCCCCUGCCUCCAGCCACACAUUAUUGAAUAAAACUUUUCCAUUUCAUUCUUUCUCAGGAUCAAGUAUGUCAAAGCAACCCAUGAAAAUACCUGCUUCUUCCAUGCCAAGUUCACAGAAAGAAUCAAUACAAGUUCCUGAUUUCUCUGUUCCAACUUCACUGAGAGAAUCCUUUAAUUUUCCUAUUUUCUCUGGUCCAAGUUCAAUAAUAGAAUCCUUAGAAGUUUCCCCUCUUUCCACUUCAAUGUCCUCGAAAGGUUUAAGGUCAGAAACAGAACAUAAAGACAAUGAAAGUGUUCAUCCUACCAGUCCAAGUUCACCAAAAGAAUCCAAAAAACCUUCUCCUCCUUCAAGUCCAAAUUUAAUUAGUAAAUACACACAAGUUUUUCCUUUUUCAGAGUCAACUGUGGCAAAAGAAUCUAUAGAAUUUCCUGAUUUCUCUGUUUCAAGUUCACGGAGAGAAUCCAUACAAGGUCCAGCUUUCUUUGACUCAAACUCCAUGACAGAAUCCUUUGAUUUUCCCAUUUUCUCUGGGGCACCGUCAGUAAGACAGUCUUUAGAGGUUCCCUUUUUUUCUCCUUCAAGUUCUUUGAGAGGAUCUACAGAAGUGCUUCCUUCAUCUGGCUUGAGGUCCCCAAUAGAAUAUGCAGAGGGUGAGAGAGCCCAUUCUCCAAGUUCAUUGAGAGAAUCUAGACAACCUUCCCACAUUUCAAGCCCAAAUUUAGAAAACAGAUCUAUGCAUUUUUCUUCCUCCUCAAGUCCAAGUGUAUCAAAACAAUCAAUGGAAGUUCAUGUUUCUUUGAUGUUAAAUUCACAGAGAGAAUCCAUACAAGACACAGCUUCAUCGGCCCCAAAUUCACUGAGAAAAUCCUUUGAAUUUUCCAUUUUCUCAGGGCCAAGUUCAACCAGAGAAUGUUUAGAAGUUCCUUCCCCCUAUUCUAGAUCAAAUUCAACAAAAGAAUCUUUACCAGUUAUUCCAGUUUCUGGCUUGACAUCAGUGAAAGAACCUGAAGAGAACAAAAUUUCUGCUGCAGUCAGCCAGCAUUCAGUGAGUGAUUUCAUGGAAGCUCAAGCAUUCAUGGGCCUAAGUUUCAGGAGAGAAUUCACACAAAUUCAACCUCCCUUGAUUGCCAGUCAUCCACAAGAAAUUCCUGAAGGUCCCCAUCUCCCCAGUAUAAGUUCACCGAGAAAAUUCAUUCAAGUUCCUACUUCUCCUAGUCAAAGGAUACAGAAAGAGUACAUGAGUCUCUCUCCACCCAGUAUCUCCCAGAGAGAAUCCAUUCAAAUGUCUGCUGCUUCGAGCAGCAGCUCCCAAAAAGAAUGCAUUCAUUUUACUGAUUCUCCCAGCCCAAGUUCACAAACAGAGUUUAUUGACAUCCCUCCCUCCAGCAUCGGCUCCCAGAGAGAAUCCAUCCAAAUACCUGUUUCUUACAGUAAAAGUUCACAGAAAGAGUCCAAGGACCAUCCUUUCUCCACCAUCAGCUCCCAGAGGGAAUCCAUUCAAGUUACUGAUUCUCCCAGACCAAUUUCACAGACAGCAUCCCUGGAUCUCCCUCCCUCCAGCAGCAGCUCCCAGGGAGAAUCCAUUCAAGAUACUGAUUCUCCCAGCCCAACUUCACAGAGACAGUCCACGGGUUCCACCCCCUCAAACAACAGCUCCCAGAAAGAAUCCAUUCAUUUUGAUGAUUUGUCUAGCCCAAUUUCACAAGCAAAGCUCAUAGAAGUUCUCCCAUCCUGCAGCCCAGUUUCCCAGAAAGAAUCCCUGGAAGUUUCUACCUCCUUGGGUCUUGGUCCAACAGAGGAAUUCAUGCAAAGUCCCCUUUCCUCUGCCCGAAGUUCACCCAAAGAUUUCAUAGAUAUCAUUCCUUUAUCUGGUCCAGAUUCCUCAGAAGAACUUGUGGGCACUCCGCUGUCCCUCGGCCAGAGUUACCUGCAAAAUGUCAUUGAUCGAGAACCCAUGCAAGUGCCCUUUUCUCCUUGUCCAAGUUCAGUGGAUAAAUCUAUACAACCAUCUUCAGCCUCACAAAAAGAAAAACCCAUCAAACCUUCAAAGCCUUCCAAAGAGGAAAGAGAACCCAUGCAGAUCCCAUAA